CGGAAGUGGUAUGAGGGGAAGCCAAAACAAAAAAAGAAGAAAAUAAGUUUUCAAGAGAACGAGCUGGUCAUGGAUUUGUUCAUCCUGAACAGGAUGCAACAUUGUGUGUGAAUAAGAGCGUCUCACAAACGGCAACAUGGUUAAGAUCAGCAAGGUUUUGUUUUGUGGCAUGAAUGGUACCGGAAAGACGGCGAUAAUAGAACAACUUCUUUACGCAAACCACGCCAUUGGAUCGCCAAUGAUUCCAACGAUAGAGGAUAUUUACACUGCUGUGGUAGAUACCGACCGCGGACAAAAAGAAAAAAUCAGAAUUUACGACAUCAGUGGACUGGAUGGAAGUAACGAAACACACAAGCAUUACCUAAAUUACCCUGAUGCUUUUGUGAUGGUGUACGACAUAACCAAUUUUGAAUCGUUUAAAAGGCUGGACAAGUUGAAGAAGGACAUUGACAAGCAUCAUGAUAAAAGAGAUAUACACAUCAUUGCCUUGGGUAACAAAACCGAUCUGGCAGAUCAGCGGCAGGUGGACUACAACACAGCUCAAGCCUGGGCCUCCAAGGAGAAAGUUCGACUGUGGGAGGUAAACGUCAGCUGCCGCCAGUCACUUGUAGACCCGUUUCAGUGGCUAGCGUCAAAGAUGACUGCACCUACAAGUAAAUCCACGUUUCUACCAAGUCGUAAGGCCAAGGCUUCCUCCAAUACUCUUGUCACAGAAUCCUAGUCUGUGUGGGAUUUUUAUCACUUGUCUCAUCAUUCACUUUUAUAGGCAGGAUUGCACAUGUCAGGUUGUAAAAUCAACUCGCUGAAAUAUUACCUGAAAAUAAGUUUGUGGUGAAAUGUAAUUUAUUCAACCAGCUACCCAGUACAUCACUGGAUCCCACUUAUUGAUAUUUUUGUAUAAAACUGAAUUAGGCACAUGCAUGUGGGGUUGAGGGUAGAAACCCACCUGUCUUGCAUAAAGCAAAUUUUCUUCUGUUUUUAAAACAUAUUUUCUGGGGGAUCAUGACUCAAACCCCAGUAGAAACAUUGUUUGCCAGUCUGGACCCACACCCACACCCACACCCACACCCACACCCACACCCCCCAUAAUUUUACGCACACAUGCCUGUUCAGGUGAGGUAGUCAUAGAUUGGAAAAGUGUGUUAAUUUUUAGCUAACAUUAGUUUAAAUGUUUCCAGACAGGCUUUAUACAUGCAGCCCAUUAUGAUUAGCUAUCGCUGCUGUCCAUAGCAGUAAUCGUGUAUUUGCAAAGCCUCUCUAAUAUCAUGAUUAAAGAAGUGACUACACAAUGAAUCAUAAUUGUGAAUGUAUUCAGUGGAAUUACAUCAUAACACGCUCAUCACCAAACUAGCAGUAUUCAUACUCUUGGCUUUCAUUUGUCUCAUUUUCCUGUUUGUUUUUCAAAGAAUUUAUUUGUUAAAUCUAGCACAAACUGGUGACUUUGGUUUUUUUAGUGAAAUUGCAAACUUCGAUGUGAAAAAAUUGAGGGUAGUGAUUAUUUGCUUCCCAACUUAGAUUAUGGGGAGCCAUUUAUAUUAUCAUACUGAUCAUUCAUGCCAUUUAUAUAAAUCAGGGGUGGGAAUUCUCCUCGGAUCCGCAGUUUUCCUCUCAUGGAACAUUGCGUGUCCUUGCCCUCUAGAUUUCCUUUUUUUUUUUACGGUUCACCAAUUCCCACCCCUGGUAAAUUAAUCCGUUUAUAGUAUUAUGUUAAGAGUCACAUGCUAAGGGGAGCUAAACAUUACUCUUCUUGAACUAGUCUGAGGGGAGAGAUGGGGAGCCAGAUUGAUAAUCCCUUGAUAAUGUUGAUUGUUUAUAUCAUUAUCAUGGCCAAUAUUUUCGAAGCCAUCUUAGCCUACGAAAUCGUAAAACCAUUGUACGCUAUGACAUCACUAUGGCGUGUGCUGUAAUGAUGUUACAACCUACAAUAGUUUUACGAUUUCGUAGUGCUAAGAUGGCUUCGAAAAUAGGGGCCCAGGACCAUAUAAAUGUAGACGUAAAUGUCAUUUGGGGGAUGGGGUGUUGUUAAAAAAAGGUUUUGGUAAACAUUUUGGGGGUGGGGUGUGGUUUAUUAAAAAAAAGUUUUUUGUCAAAAUUUAGUUACUUUCUUUGUUUUUGGUACUAGGUUAUUCCCCUAAUUUUUAUGAUUGUGUAUUUAAUCAGUUACGGUUUAUAUAAUAAUGAUUUAACAGACAUAAGACAUGUUACAAUGAUUAAUGGUAUUGCAAUCCCCUGACGAUCAUUGUUUUCCCCAUGAUCACUCACAAUGUGUUAAACAUGACGUGCUAGGUUCUGUCAUCACAGGGAAGAAAAGUACCCUUUUUGUUUUUGAUGGAAAACUAUUGCAUAAACAACAAAAUAAUUUGGCACAAAUUUACCACCAUACUCAGCCCUCUCUAUUUACUUCAUCUGGAUAAGACCCUAUAUAAUAUUACUGUGCCCUGAAUCAACUCGCUAUGUUUUACUACCACAAGGUAGUUUUAAACUGAAAAAAAUGCACUGUAUAUGUUUCUAUCCCUCCCACCUCUGGACAUUAUUAGGAAUGGGGUCUCUGUUAUUUUAUUGAUGCUGCAUCAAGGAUCUCAGUUGACACCGUCUCUAGUUUUUAUUACAAAACUCAACUGUAUUAUUGUUAAACAAUAUUUUUACCUUGCAGUCUCAUUUUUAUUUUAAUGUUAUUUAAUAUUGAAUAAUUUGUUACGUAUUUACAGACUAUCACAUUAUACUGUGUAUGUGGGGUUAUAUUAUAGAGCAGCAUCAGAGGGGAGCAGCUCUACACUAGUCCCAUGUUUUAGUAAUGAACUGCUCCCUAAAUGGAUGUGAUGACCUGGUGACAAAGUGUACUUGAGUACAUAUUAUCCAUACCUAUAUGCGAUAUAAUGGGCAUGAUCAUUUUGCAAUUCUAGAAAUCGGAAUCCCAUGAAGCAAUCUUAGCACCAAGAUCACCUUAGGUCUCACUACACAGAUGUCAUCUGCCAUCUGUCAUGUUAAAUGGCCCAACUUCAAAUGAAGAUUGCCAAUAGAACGGAUUCUCAUUGGCACCAACAACAUACACUAUUGCGAACAUACAUUAUAUAAGUAUUUAUUUUCACUCCAAAAUUGAGAACAUUUCAGUCUUUGUUUUUUUGCUAUAUAACCGCAUCUGGCUGUAGUAUCAGUCCGAACAGGUGGUUCAUUAACCG
Messenger RNA from Gigantopelta aegis, 3179 nucleotides. RefSeq names its product NF-kappa-B inhibitor-interacting Ras-like protein 1. The record is from RefSeq and is a predicted model, not a curated record. The coding region runs from base 137 to 721 and encodes 194 amino acids. Gene Ontology annotation, biological process: canonical NF-kappaB signal transduction. Lineage: Eukaryota; Metazoa; Mollusca; Gastropoda; Neomphalida; Peltospiridae. Gene Ontology annotation, molecular function: GTPase activity; GTP binding. The transcript is spliced from 8 exons.